Messenger RNA from Dalotia coriaria, 1886 nucleotides. RefSeq lists its product as uncharacterized. The transcript is spliced from 5 exons. NCBI's taxonomy places the organism in Eukaryota, Metazoa, Arthropoda, Insecta, Coleoptera, Staphylinidae. Gene Ontology annotation, cellular component: membrane. The record is from RefSeq and is a predicted model, not a curated record. The coding region runs from base 175 to 1494 and encodes 439 amino acids.
CGUCGAAUCGUCGAACGCGGACAGUGUCCGCCUCGCCGCACGCUCGCCGGAUCGUGAUCGCGCACACUACACGAGCGCGCCGCUCAUUGCGCCUGUCAGUUCUUCGCGAACUUUCGAACCGCUUACUUUGUUGUGUUGCGCGCCGGUGUUUACAGCAGAAAACAACUCGCCGCGAUGAGCGAAACCUUUGCCAGGCCGGAGGUGGUCCGCCAGCAGAUACCGCAGGAUGUCAUACCGCCCCCGAGUCCUUCGCCAGCGCCGCCAUCACCGCAACUUGAUAACAAUCUCACAAUCAGUACGAAGAUUUCAACGGAUCAACUUAUUUGUAAAACGCCGCAGGAUUCACCGAUGAAUUCCCUUGCGAAAACAAAGCGUAAGAUUCAGGACGAUCCGGCGUUCGAGAAAAACGCUAAGAAGAUUUCCGAGGUGGACACCAUCGAGACGAAUUGUUACAAUGUGUUGUUAUAUCUCGCGUUGAUGCAGAUAUUCCUCGGAUUGUUGAUGUGCACGUUCGGAGUGUUGGUUAUCAUGAACGAAGCCAGUUUAGCGCAGAUUGGUGGCGGAUUAUGGGGCGGAUGUCUAGCAGUCAGUGCCGGAACGGCUGGGAUCCUUGCAGCUGCGAAAAGUUGGUGUCCUUUGCGCACAGGAGCGCAAAAAGUGGCGCAGACGGUGUCGCUCACCCUCAAUAUGAUAACACUGGCGAUCGCCCAGUUAGUGUUAGUCCUGGCAGCGACAGGACUCGCCCGGGAUGUGCACAAGAGCGAAAUCAUCGAGAGCAAUACGCAGGUCACCGAAGAUAUCGUCGAGGUUCUACCGUCGAAUUAUCCGGCGUUGUUAUCAAAUGUUGGUCUGCUCAUCAUCGCUGCGUUUGAGACGGUGUGCGCGGCGGUGGCUUCGUACAAGACGGCGAGGUUGGUCUGCCCGUGCUUCCGCCAGUCUUCAGGAGAUGAGAAUCUGCAUGAAAACCUGCGUAUUGGCGGUCGGGACGCUUUGGUCAGCUCGUGGCUGGGCAAACAUUCGAUGCAGACCGUCCAACCGCAGAUCUACGUCGUGCAUGCGCCAUCCACGCUGGGACGACAUAGCAAACAUUCUGGAGGCAUGCCCAUUCUUCUACAGCAACCAAUGAUGGGUCCAACCAUGUAUCCAUUGAUACCUGCACCUUUGGGACCCGUACCGUCCCCGAUUAUACCAACACUACCACGUGAUCAUCACUACCGUCGUUUGUUACGCGAUCGUCAACCAGCACCGAAAGCCCCUAGUGCCCGCAGCAGGUCCCGCUCCCGAAGCAAAUCCAAAGAGAAACAGCUCACCGAAGCCGACGUCGCCAAGACCUACACCGGCCUGGACAGGAUGAUCGCCGAGGAGUUCAUCCAGAUCUGUGAUUCGCGCAACAACAGCCUCUGCAGCGACUCCAGCUGCCGCGACAGCUGCCAGUGCGCGUCCAGUGACAUGGGCUCUCGGGACUAUCUCAUUGAUAAAGUGGAGAAGGUCUAAUCAAUUAGGUACCACCCAAGCUUACCAAUUUUUAAAAAAAUAUUCGAGUGACUGAAUACUGUGUCAUGACUUAAUAACGAUGCAUUCACAGCGCUAUUGUAAAAAAAUGAUUUGUUAGCUAGGUUAGAAUUUGAAUAGUCUUCAUAUAGUCUUCCCAAAUUACAUUAUAUACAAUAAUCUACUCACUAACCAAGAUAGACUUCGAUUUUUACGUAUUUUUACAUUCGACAAUUGUAAUUUUAACCGAUCGUAACGAAUUUUAAUGCUCAAACGUAUGUAUAGUAUGUAAUUUUAAACAAAAUUUAUUAAUUGUUACUAUUGUGAUAUAUGUAUUAUAUUAAUGUAUAAUGUAUUCUUUAUUAGUAUCAAAAUAUUAUCUAAAGUUAGAGUAA